This is a messenger RNA of Miniopterus natalensis, 1629 nucleotides long. It is a transcript of the gene SLC17A9, whose product is annotated as solute carrier family 17 member 9. Gene Ontology annotation, biological process: ATP transport; transmembrane transport. Gene Ontology annotation, molecular function: transmembrane transporter activity. The record is from RefSeq and is a predicted model, not a curated record. Gene Ontology annotation, cellular component: membrane. Lineage: Eukaryota; Metazoa; Chordata; Mammalia; Chiroptera; Miniopteridae.
CCGAUGCAGCCGCCCGCAGACGAGGCCCGCAGGGACGCAGCAGAGGAUACCCAGUGGUCCAGGCCCGAGUGCCAGGCAUGGACGGGGACACUGCUGCUGGGCACAUGCCUUCUGUACUGUGCCCGCGUCAGCAUGCCCAUCUGCACCGUCUCCAUGAGCAAGGACUUCGGCUGGAACAAGAAGGAAGCUGGCAUUGUGCUCAGCAGCUUCUUCUGGGGCUACUGCCUGACUCAGAUCGUGGGCGGCCACCUGGGGGACAGGAUCGGGGGUGAGAAGGUCAUCCUGCUGUCAGCCUCUGCCUGGGGCUUCAUCACCGCUGCCACCCCGCUGCUGGCCCACCUGGGCAGUGCCCACCUGGUCUUCAUGACCUUCUCGCGCAUCCUCACCGGCUUGCUUCAAGGGGUUUACUUCCCUGCGCUGACCAGCCUGCUGUCCCAGAAGGUCCGUGAGAGUGAGCGAGCCUUCACCUACAGCACUGUGGGGGCCGGCUCCCAGUUUGGGACGCUUGUGACCGGGGCAGUGGGCUCCCUGCUCUUGAACUGGUACGGCUGGCAGAGCGUCUUCUACCUCUCUGGCGGCCUCACCCUGCUUUGGGUGUGUUACGUGUACAGGUACCUGCUGAGCGAACAAGAUCUCAUUCUGGCCUUGGGUGUUUUGGCGCAAGGCCUGCCCAUGGCCAGGCACACCAGGGUCCCCUGGAGACAGCUCUUCCGGAAGCCUUCUGUCUGGGCGGCUGUCCUCUCCCAGCUCGCGGCAGCCAGCUCCUUUUUCACGCUGCUGUCCUGGCUGCCCACCUUCUUCAAGGAGACCUUCCCGAGCUCUGAGGGCUGGGUCUUCAACGUGGUGCCCUGGCUGGUGGCAAUUCCAGCCAGUCUGUUCAGCGGGUUUCUCUCCGACCACCUUAUCAGUCAGGGUUACAGAACCAUCACUGUGCGGAAGUUCAUGCAGGUGAUGGGCCUGGGCCUAUCCAGUGUUUUUGCCCUGUGUUUGGGUCACACCUCGAGCUUCUGUAAGUCUGUGCUCUUUGCAUCGGCCUCCAUCGGCCUGCAGACCUUCAACCACAGUGGCAUUUCUGUUAACAUCCAGGACCUGGCCCCAUCCUGCGCUGGCGUUCUCUUUGGUGUGGCCAACACAGCUGGGGCGUUGGCAGGUGUUGUGGGCGUGGGCCUGGGUGGUUACCUGAUCGAGACCACGGGCUCCUGGACGUCCUUGUUCAACCUGGUGGCCGCCAUCAGCAGCCUGGGGCUGUGCACCUUCCUGAUGUUUGGAAAGGCCCAGAGGGUGGACCUGAGCCCCAGCCACGAGGACCUCUAGCUGCCCGACCCCAAGUCCCCCAAGGACCCGCACCAUCAGCCUCGGUGCAAGGGGCUCCAUUUAAGAGCCUCUUGCUCUUGACUCUAGGCUUGUGACCGAGGAGAGUGAGCCUUGGUGGAGUGGGAAGGUGGGGCCAGUGCAGGUGCCCAGCCCUGGCUGUGCCUCAGUUUCCCCUCUGCCAGUGGGGCACUGUGCCCCUCUCAGCAUUGGUGGGACUCUCAUGGGUGACUAGAGUUAGUGUAGAGUCAGACAUGACCCUGCCACAGGCUUGCUUGUGAAUGGUGCCUGUCGCAGAGGGCCUGGACUGCAGUCCAC